Naegleria gruberi is the source of this 1260-nucleotide messenger RNA. RefSeq lists its product as uncharacterized. The record is from RefSeq and is a predicted model, not a curated record. Lineage: Eukaryota; Heterolobosea; Eutetramitea; Acrasida; Naegleriidae. The transcript has 3 exons. Bases 1 to 1260 code for a protein of 419 amino acids.
AUGGCAACUCUUCAUUUCAUUCCAUUCAUAAUCAAAAUAUUAUUUGUAUUCCUAGUUAUCUUGUCCUGUGUAUCAUUCAUUACUUGCAAUCCAUCCAUAAUAAGUGAUACAAGUAAAACUGAAAAUGUAUUCGAAACCUUUACUCAACAAUCCAUUUCAGUUAAUGAUGGAGGAAAUACUCAAAAUAAUGGAACAUUAGAUAAUGGUCAAUGGAUUUAUUAUGGUUCUCAACAAGCAGGUACAAAUUCACGUUCAGAAAAGACCUAUCUCUAUUCUCUCUAUUUUGAGAAAACAGUUCACGUGUUAACAAAUUGGGCAAGAAUGUCACCUGUUGGAUUUAAAUCAAGAUUUGGAUCCUUGUUUAAAUCAGGUGUUAGUUUGGCAGCUAGUGGACUAGUUCCAUUAUUUGAACAUUUUAAUCUUGUGGAAUCUGCCAGAUAUCAUUCAUAUGACAUGUCAUUCAAUAAUUGUUUUUCACAUGCUUCUUGUAAUGGUGAAGAUACUUUUGUUAGAAUUGCAACUUUUUAUAAUAGGAAUAAUAUUGGAAUGGCUGAAAAUAUUGCAGCAGGUCAAACAACUCCUCUCGAUGUUACAAUGACAUGGAUUAAUUCAGAUUUACAUCGUGCUAAUAUUCUUGGUUCUUUUUCUUUAUUAGGAGUUGGUUAUUUUCCUAAAUUGAAUAAUGCUGAUUAUUCAGAUUAUUGGACUCAAAACUUUGUAUCAGGUUCACAUGGUAUUUCAAAUCCAAUUGUUUCAGUUUCACAUUUAAUUUUAACAUCUGGUCAAUUAACAUUUUUAGCUAAUUAUUAUCAUAAAUAUGAUAUUACCAAUUCCAAACAAUUAAAAUCCAUUCAAUUAUUCAUUGAUGAUAAGGGAUAUACCAUGACAUUACCUGUCACUAAUCAAUUUGAUGAUAAAUCAGCAAAUGGAAUGGGAACUUUUGAAUUUACAACUUCAGUCAACUCUACAGCAACAUGUAGAAAAUAUUAUGUUAAAGCAAUUGAUUCAUUUGGAUAUGCUUAUUAUUAUCCUGCAUUUGGAUAUUUAUUAACUCAAGGAGAAAAUGGAAAUUGUAAACAAUUUUAUUUGGCUCAAAAGAAAUCAAGUGAUGUUGUAAAUCCAACACCAAUUCAACCUACAACAGGUCAAUCAUUUGUGAAUAGAACUAGUGUUAAUGGUGCUAUUAGAAAUGGAAAUUAUUUCAUUUACACUUUUAUGGUAAUUUUUAUCAUUUUUGGAAUUUCUCAAUAUUUAUUGUAA